This is a messenger RNA of Pipistrellus nathusii (Nathusius's pipistrelle), 1020 nucleotides long. The record is from the annotation of a GenBank genome assembly. Lineage: Eukaryota; Metazoa; Chordata; Mammalia; Chiroptera; Vespertilionidae.
AUGCCCUGCUCUUGGAGAACUUCUGACCUACAGUUACUACUGAUGUUGACUGUCUUCUCAGUGGCUGAGUACAUAAGUGCAUCAAACAACUCAACACAGCAAAUAGGUAAGAACAAUUGCAUUUCACCUGUGGACAGAAAGCAGAACCUUUCACUGGUAACACAUCCUGCAGAAGCUAAUACUUUCCUGCCUGUACUGGUGGAUACAAAGGCUGUGCUCUCUUGCCCUCAUAUCGUGUUGACAAAUGCGCUUUUAACAAUUUGGGAAAUAACCCUCGGAGACAAGCCUUUCUGCAUCAGAACCCACAGGAGAGACACAAAUGAGACCAUAGAAACAAACUGCACUGACAAGAGAAUGACCUGGCCCGACAGACCUGACCAGAUUCCUGCCCUUCAGAUUAACCCAGUGGCCAUCACUCAUGAGGGGUAUUACAGGUGUGCAGUGGUAACACCUGAUGGGAAUUUCCAGAAUAACUAUCACCUCCGAGUGCUAGUGGCCCCUGAGAUGACUCUGUUUCAAAGCGAGAAUAGAACUGCGGUGUGCAAGGCAGCUGAGGGGAGGCCAGCUGCCUGGAUCUCCUGGACCCCAGCAGGAGACUGUGUCCCUGAGCACAUAGAUUGGGGCAAUGGCACAGUGACUGUCCAGAGCAUGUGCCACUGGGCGGAUGGCAAUGUAUCUGUUGUGUCCUGCUCUGUCUCCCAUGAGACUGGCAACUGGAGUCGGUCCAUAGAGCUGAAUCAAGGUGCCAAAACAUCAAAAACCCUAAUUAUUCUAUAUAGCAUCCUUCCUGUUAUUAUCUUGGUCAUCGUGGGAUUCGUUUGGCUUUUGAAAAUCAUUGGCUGCAGCAGAAUAUAUAAAUUGAAAAAAACAGAACCUACUCCAGGUGGUGAGGAGGAUGAAAUGCAGCCUUAUGCCAGCUAUACGGAGAAGAUCAAUCCACUCUAUGAUACUACAAACAGGGUGAAGACAUCUCAGGUGUUACAAAGUGAAGUUGAUGGGAUGAAUCUCCAUACUUCAUAA